AUGCAUGGCGCCUUGUCGGGUAAGGUUGCCGUGGUAACAGGAGCAUCUUGUGGCAUUGGUGCUGCCAUCUCUCGACAACUGGCUGCUGCUGGUGCCAAGGUUGCCAUGGCAGCAAGGCGGGAGAACUUCUUAAAAGAAAUCCAGGAUGAAAUUUCAAAGGAAGAGGGGGUAGCUCUAGCAGUGAGAUGUGAUGUCAAAAACAGAGCUGAGGUGAAGGAGCUUAUUCAGUACACGGAAAGAACCCUGGGUCCCGUAUAUAUAUUGGUGAACAACGCUGGUUACUGGGCGUUCAGGUGUAUGAAGAAUCUUCACGAGGAGGAGUGGGAUGAACAGGUGGACGUGAAUAUCAAGGGGGUGUUGAACUGCAUUAGAGCUGUGAUCACAGGGAUGUGUGAAAGGAAAAGUGGUCAUAUCGUCAACAUGUCGUCAGACUGUGUAAAGCAGUUCAGGUAA
This is a messenger RNA of Lingula anatina, 453 nucleotides long. RefSeq lists its product as uncharacterized. NCBI's taxonomy places the organism in Eukaryota, Metazoa, Brachiopoda, Lingulata, Lingulida, Lingulidae. The record is from RefSeq and is a predicted model, not a curated record.